Molecule: messenger RNA, 534 nt
Organism: Vitis vinifera (wine grape)
Lineage: Eukaryota; Viridiplantae; Streptophyta; Magnoliopsida; Vitales; Vitaceae
Product: protein neprosin
Exons: 2
Coding region: 70-534 (154 amino acids)
Source: RefSeq, a predicted model, not a curated record
GCUUUUGAAAGGACUGGGUGUUUCAACUCUUUGUGUCCUGGCAUCGUACAAAUUAGUCAAAAACAUUAUAUGGGCGAGGCACUGAAGAUCUCAAAAUAUGGCGCAUCUCGACAGUAUGUUUUGGACAGACUCAUUUUUAAGGAUCCAAAAACAGGAAACUGGUGGAUAGUGGGUAAUCCAAGGAGUAAACAAAAGUCUUUCAUUGAAUACUGGCCAAAGUCCAUAUUCACAACCAUGGCUGAGUUUGCUUCAGAGAUACAGUUUGGAGGAGAUGUUUAUAGCCCUAUAAGCGAGCCUGCCCCACCAAUGGGUAGUGGGGAUUUCAAUAAUAAUUUCAAAAGGACAUGUUAUAUUAGUCGCAUUCGUCUUGUUGAUUCAUCAAAUGCACUGUUCGAACCCGAAAAUAUAAGUAUUCAAGCAUUUACAGACAAACCUAGUUGUUACCAGGUGAGUUAUGAAGGAUUCACAGGUGAGUUUGAAAGAUAUGCUAUGCUGUUUGGGGGACCUGGAGGCCCAGCUUGUAAUGCUAAAUGA